GUCCUCUCCAAGCUGCCUACGGUCGAUGCGGCUGCCUUUGACUCCCACGCCGAUGAAUAUACUGCAGACCCUGCCAUUGUCAAUAAGAAUCUCCGGGAGCAGUUCACCCAGCUCAUUUUGAAGCCUUUGGAGGCCGUGGACUCUGGGGGGUAUCAGAAAACCAUUGUUCUCGUCCUGGAUGCUCUCGACGAGUGCGACAAUGACAACGAGAUCAAGCUCAUCAUCCACUUGAUCUCACUAGCAAAAUCAUUGACUUCGGUGAGACUGCGUGCCUUUGUGACCAGUCGCCCUGAAGUCCCUGUUCGGCUUGGGUUCCACGCCAUUCAGGGCAAGUAUGAACAUCUGAUCUUGGAAGAGAUUCCGGCUCCUGUUAUCGAACAAGACAUUCAGGUGUUUCUGCAGGACGAGCUUGCCAACAUCAAGGAAGAGCACAACAGUCAAGCUCGGAUAGAGGAUCGCCUGCCCCAGGAUUGGCCAGGUAUCAGGAUCACCCGCGACUUGGUCCAGAUGGCGGUUCCUCUCUUCAUCUUCGCUGCCACCGUGUGUCGGUUCAUCGCGGACCCGGUCUGGUCGGACCCAUCAGGCCAGCUGGAGAAGAUCCUGGAAUGUCGAGAGAUGGGCAGGCUUGAGGCCACCUACAAUCCGAUCCUCGCCCAGCUCAGGGCCAGCUCCAACGCGGAUCAAACGGCGCUCGUGGCCGAGUUUCGGACGAUUGUCGGCUCCAUCGUGCUAUUGGCAGAGCCUCUCUCGGCGACAUCUUUGUCUCUCAUCCUGGAUAUCCCAAGAAGCAUUCGAUGCCAAAAGGACUCAUGCCCAGCUGGCAAGACGCUGUCUCAGGGCCAUGCGUGUCUGUAUUGGGUCUAUCAUGUCGAGCAGAGUGGUGAGCAUCUUAUCGAUGGGCACGAGGUUGAUAUCUUUCUCAAAACCCACUUUCUUCACUGGCUGGAAGCAUUGAGUCUUCUUGGAAGGAUGACUGAAAGUAUGCGCAUGAUCAAUACUCUCCAAGGGCUACUCGUAAAGAUCAUUGUUCUAACUGUUUCGCCAGACCAGCACCCCCUCCCAUCUCUCAGCCUUCUUAUAUGA
Molecule: messenger RNA, 1083 nt
Organism: Penicilliopsis zonata CBS 506.65
Lineage: Eukaryota; Fungi; Ascomycota; Eurotiomycetes; Eurotiales; Aspergillaceae
Exons: 1
Source: RefSeq, a predicted model, not a curated record